Messenger RNA from Papilio xuthus (Asian swallowtail), 650 nucleotides. RefSeq lists its product as uncharacterized. The transcript has a single exon. Bases 70 to 597 code for a protein of 175 amino acids. Lineage: Eukaryota; Metazoa; Arthropoda; Insecta; Lepidoptera; Papilionidae. The record is from RefSeq and is a predicted model, not a curated record.
GCGUGCGUUAGACAUCAUUAGAUCUUUAUUCUUUCGACAGCUCGCACCGACUACUCAACGCAGACCAUAAUGUCGAAAUUGGUGGUGUUGUUAUGCGCAGUGGCGAUGGCAGCGGCCAAGCCCGGGCUAGUGGCGCCAGUGGCAUACAGCGCGGUGCCGGCAGUCAGCUCGUUGUCGCAGUACAGUUCCAGCGUGUACCACGGCUCACCGCUGUACACCCCCUCACUCUACCAAGCCUCGUACGUUACCCCUGCAUUCGCUGCUCUCACUCAAGCACCCAACUCCCCGGCUGUGGUACUCGACGCCGUCAACGGCGUGCCCCUGGACACCCCCGAGGUUGUCUCCGCUCGUCUUGCCCACUACCAGGCGAAGGCGCUCUCUGGCGUCCACCAUCUCCGCAAGCGUUCCGUCGCACCUCUGACUUACAGCACACUGGUCUCCCCUGUCACCCACGGCGCUGUCGUAUCCCCUGUCGCUCCUCUCACCUACUCCUCUUACUCUCCCUAUGUAUCCGCGUACUCUGCGCCCGCUUUGGUGUCAUCUCCUCUUACUUACUCCGCUGUACUCCCUAAAGCUUACGGCGUCCACGCUUGGUAAAUAAUGUAAACUGUGAUCAACGACUUAUGUGUAAUAUAUAAUAACAAUUAAAU